Messenger RNA from Acipenser ruthenus (sterlet), 4558 nucleotides. Its product is annotated as coiled-coil domain-containing protein 50-like. Gene Ontology annotation, molecular function: ubiquitin protein ligase binding. The record is from RefSeq and is a predicted model, not a curated record. Gene Ontology annotation, cellular component: cytoplasm. NCBI's taxonomy places the organism in Eukaryota, Metazoa, Chordata, Actinopteri, Acipenseriformes, Acipenseridae. The transcript is spliced from 12 exons. Bases 327 to 1865 code for a protein of 512 amino acids.
UGUAAACGAAAUAAAAAAAAUUGAAAAAAGCAGUUCUUAAUUCAAAGUAUCAAAGGGAUGUGGUGUACAUUUAGGGCCAGUGACCGGUGUGUGUGCGGUUUGCUGACCCGCUUUGCUCUCCGUAGUUCAGAGCUGCGAUUUCCUCAUUGUGUUUGUUGCAUGUCGAGAGGGAGAGAUCCGCCUGUCAGCCUAGCGUUUGGGACGUUGAGACUAAUCUGCGCUCAAAAACAUCAACCUGAAAUUUACAGCCCAGUCAUAUAGAUUCAAUACCCGCCGAUCGAAUCUGAAAACAGGAGAAAAACGGCUUCCAUUAGAAUCACAGCAACAUGGCUGAUCUAAGUAUUGAUCAGAAAAAACUACCUGGCGUCAAAGAAGUGUGCCGGGACUUCGCUGUGCUGGAGGAUCAUACUCUCGCCCACAACCUGCAGGAACAGGAGAUUGAGAAUCACCUGGCAUCAAACAUCCAGAAGAGCCGGCUGGUGCAGUAUGACCUUCAGGUGGCGAAGAGAAUGCAGGAUGAAGAGGACAAGAGGGCAAGGAUGCGCAACCAGAGACGUCAACGAGACAUAGUGCACAGCGAUAACGAGAUCGCACAGGAGAUUCAGGAGCAGCUUGUGAAGCAGGCCCUGGAUAAACGAAAGCAGGAGGAGAAGGACGAGGCCAUCGCUCGCAGACUUCACGAGAAGGAGCUGAAGGAGGAGAGGAAGAGGAAGAAGCAGCUGCAGGAUGUGCCUUAUGAAGACGGCUACUAUGAAGACAACAGAGACCACGCCCAAAACAGACAUCAGGAGCGUGGGCCACAAGAGUCAGAGAGGCUACACAGACACAGGCCCCGGAGCCGGGAAAGAGACCCCGACCCCCAGGCGGAAUCCAGAGCGUCCCAGUCCACCUUCUACAUGCACGGCUCCGAACCUACCAGGGCUCCCCACCACAGACACGAACUGCAGGAGCCCGAGAGGGAGCGAGACACGAGGAGGAAGGAGAAGCCUAGUAGACCUCCGCCACCCAACCACAGCAAGAACCACAGCAGGGAACACAGACAAGAACGUGGCAGGGAGAUCAGACGUGAUCACAGCAAGGAACAGAGAGGAGAUCACAGCAGGGAAAGCGCACCACACCGUAGCGGGGACGUGAGCCGGGAACAGCGGACUAGUGAGAGUUACGGGGCCUCGGCUGGCCUGAGCCGACACUGGUCUGGGGAGGAGCACAGUGGAAGGGAGGGGAGGGAGGACAGGCAAAGGCUGCCCUCUGGGUGCGAUGAGGUGUUCCAUGAUCCGAGCUCCAGACACCACACGAGGGACGCCAGGACAGAACCCUCGUGUCGAGCUCAGGAGAGGCACGGAACACGCUCGCAUUCCAGUGAGGACUGGCCAGAGAACCAUCCCCACCACAGAGACCAGAGAGGGAGGAAACCCCGGGGGGAGUACGGGGUGCAGGAGGUGAUUCAGGGAGUCACUCAGCUCGACCUCCGAGGCAGCGAGCUGACAGACCUGGAGGUAGCCAUGAGGCUGCAGGAGGAGGAGCUAAAGGUUAGCAACUUAGACAAGAGGGCAGCCCAGAUGGCACAGGAUGAGGAAAUUGCCCGACUACUGAUGGAGAAGGAGAAGAGAGUCCACAUAAGGUCUAUGGAAAUGAGACGACAGGAGCCGGAAUGGAAGCCGGAGGCAGGAGAGGCGGUGCGGCCGCGAUCCCGGGAAGGCUACGAGCUCCAGAGACCAAGGAACGACAAGCCGACCAGGCCGCCUCGACCCAUGGGUGACUAUGAAAACAUUGAUGCCAGCUACGGAAACACAGGCUCCCCCUGCUCGCCUCGACCCGCCUCCAGGUCUGACGCAGCAUAUAAAGGUUCCUAUUCCAGGCAGUGAUCUCGGUUCCGUGCUCACUCUCCUUUGUAAGCUGUGGAAGAAUAAACCCGAUGUGGUUUCCUGAACACCUAGUGUUUUUUUUUUUGUUUUUUUUAAAGAUCGCUGCUGACAUUCCAUUGCUGUCUAGUUUUGGGAACACUGGGGAGAAAAUUAGGCUAAGAGACAACUGAGGGAGCAGGCAUACAUUUAUUUAUAUGUGUAUAUAUAUAUAUAUAUAUAUAUAUAUAUAUAACGAGGAUGUGAAAAUGUCAAACAAAAUAGAAGCAAACUGCAUAUCUGAACAGUCUGAUGCCUGUCAAACGUUCUUGUUGUGUGAAAAAGCAUGCAUGCACUGUGGUCUUUUUAUACAGUUACAUUUCUGUGUGUUGUUUUGUAGGGCAAAACUGUUUGGUACAUGGAGUUAAUGCAGGGUUAUUCAGAAGCGUGGGCGAUGGGUAAUGAACCAUUCAGCAUGUGAAAGCCAAUAUAUCCGCAGUGAAAUCCGCUGGAUCACGAUGGGCAUGGCUGCUGGUGAGCAGACUGAACAUUCACACAGCCAUUGCGGUUUGCACUUCUGAACAGCCCAGCCAGGGCUCGGUAUUCCAGUUCUACUUCUCACAUUGCCUGACCUGGCUUGAUUUCCAAUCACAAAGCCUGCUUCAGUGUGAGGACAUAUCCAUGCAUUUCAAGUUCUCGUAGCGUCCAACGCCAACACCUGUUCUCAGCUGCGAAUGGUUUUGUUUCAUAGCAGAGACACAGUCUGACUGGAGCACCCUUCACCAGUCUUCAAUGAAUAAGCAUGGACCAGCUGACUACAAAACCCAGCACUGAACAAAUGAGGUGUGAGGCAGAACAUUGGGAAUUAAGAGAAAACCUGAACUGAAUGCUUCAGAUUUACAAUGACUUGUAACUAAUGCAUCUCUUUUUUACUCCCACUCCGAGUAAUAAUAUCCUUUGACGUCGCUGGUUACCUUCAUGCUUUUCAGUUGCAAACAGAUUUUAUUCACAAACAAAAGCCGUUGUCAGGGAUUGCUUCUUAUAGAUUAAAGGAAUUCAUACAUGAUGUACAGCUCAGAAAGGGUUGCAGUUAAUCUUACCCAUUUACGUACUGCCAUCAUUUCGCUGGUCUCACAUUGUCCUAUACAAAAAGACACACGUCUUGCUUACAGGUUCACUGUUGUGUUGUAAAUGUCCUUUACUAUAAUGUUACUCAUUGUAAAUUCUUUGCUUGAUAAUUGGAUCUCCUACUUGUAGCUACAAACAGUAGCAUCUUAGUUGCACACAAUAUGAAAGAAACCCAAGUACUGGAUUGUAAACUAAGCGCCCUCCAAUGUAAUCGCCGUCCUCUGUGAUCUUGUGUCUUGCAUAUAAGAUUACAGGAUACUGUAUAUCAGCUUGUUUCUAUAUUUUAAAUCAUUAUUCUUUAGGGAUGGAAAUAAGACUCCUAUUGCAUAAUUUUUUUCUUUGUUUCAGGUUUUAAUAUGAACUUGAUUAGCCACAGUGUAUAGGUAAGAAGCUCAGGUGUGUCUUGUUAAACUCAUAGUAAAACCAGGAACGGAUCAAACCACUAUGCAAUGGGAGUCUUUCCAUCCCUGUUGUUACUAACAACUUGUGCACAAUUGUCAAAUAUUUAUUUUAGAUAUUUCUUUACCUGAUGUUUUAUUUUUUAGUACAUUUGGUUUGUUUUAUGUAAAAGUAUUUUAUUUGUAAAGUCUUAACAUUGCCGUUUCUGUAAUUGUUGGUGUUGAUUUUGCAUGGUGUCAGUCAAUAUGCAAUCAUCCCCUCAGCGUGUGAUCGUUUCCUUUAGAAGUGUAUUUCCUCUUUCGACAGUAUGUUCAGAUUAGGUAUAAACAAUAGGGGUCAGUGAAUGUGGGGUCCACAAUCUCAAACAAUGUGGGUUAAGGACAAACUGCAUUUAAAUGACCUCUUAAGUGUACAAUCAGUGUUUCUUUAUAAAUCAGCACAAAGCAGCCAAACUGUGUACAGUUACGCAAAUACAUCGGAAAUGUUAAUGCUAAACUAACCUUUACAAUAGCAGUGGCAAAUAAUGUGUAAGAAGUAAUGCAUGUUGGAUAAUUUGCAAUGGUGAUGGAAUGUGCUGGAAAUACAGUGUGACAAUGCAACUGCUUUUAUUUCUUUUUAAGCAAAUUGCGCCAUCUAGUGUUGAGCUGUGGAACUCCUCAGUGGAGCAUCGUCCAGGCCACUUAAAGGGCUACAUUCUUAAAACUCUUCUACUCCAAAUAGUCGUUAGCAAAAUUGUAUUCACAAAGGGGAAAAGUUCUCCAAAUAGCCUUGUUAAUUUGCCAAACCAGACAUGAGUGGCUCAGACAUUUGAUUUAUGGUCUUGGAAGUUGUAAGCAGUGUACACUUAUUAAUUUGUCAUAAAAAAAAGUGUUGUGUUCUUUCAGAAAAAAAAAACAUGGUGCUAAAAACAAUUUGGAGUAAAAGGCUUUGCUAAUGAAGGUGGUGAUUAUUACUGUAUGCACAGUGUGUGCCUGUGCUCAUUAAUGUAUUCUACUAUAUAGAUAUGCACAUGAAUGUCUCUCCUUGGUUGUGUAGGCCAGCUUUACACUUGUGUUAUAUACACAUGAAUGUACAGUCUGUCUCUCCUUGGUUAUGAAGUAAUUCUCAAUAAAUAAUUCUUAGUUUUCUCAUUAUGUUUUAUACCCUCUGUGUAAACUGAUCAGUGCUUUGUAAUAAAGUUGAUAACCAUU